Eruca vesicaria subsp. sativa (arugula) is the source of this 1563-nucleotide messenger RNA. The record is from the annotation of a GenBank genome assembly. Lineage: Eukaryota; Viridiplantae; Streptophyta; Magnoliopsida; Brassicales; Brassicaceae.
AUGUCAACAUUGGAGUCGAUGGAUGCGAUUCUCUUCUCUCUCAGCAGAACCUUCUGCACCCCUUUCGCUGUCUUCGUUCAGAUCCAGGGAUGUGUUAUAUGCUUACUCCUUGCUCUUGGCUGGUUAAUGGCUGCAUAUGUCAGGAACCGAGAGGUUAAGAGAAUUAAAAACAGCAUGAAAGCGGGAAACAGCUUUUCCUUUCUCUAUCAAGAUAUCAACGAACUUGAGCAUUCUAGGCAGGCUAAACUUCCCAGGGUUUCCGUUAUCAUGCCUCUCAAAGGUUUUGGAGAACACAAUUUGCAUAACUGGAGAAGUCAGAUUACCUCUCUCUAUGGUGGACCAUUGGAAUUCCUGUUUGUUGUAGAGAGUACUGAAGACCCUGCAUACCAUGCUGUUUCCCGUCUCUUAUCUAUGUAUCAGGAUCAUGUUGAAUCUAAGGUUGUUGUUGCUGGUUUAGCAACGACUUGCAGCCAGAAAAUUCAUAAUCAGUUGAUUGGAGCUGAGAAAAUACACAAAGACACCAAAUAUGUGCUAUUUUUGGACGAUGAUGUUAGACUCCAUCCUGGCACAGUUGGAGCUCUCACGGCUGAGAUGGAGAAAAAUCCAGAGAUAUUUAUUCAAACUGGGUAUCCUCUAGACUUGCCCUCUGGAACUCUUGGAAGUUAUUGCAUCUAUGAGUACCACAUGCCUUGCUCAAUGGGUUUUGCGACUGGUGGGAGAACAUUCUUUUUGUGGGGAGGGUGCAUGAUGAUGCAUGCUGAUGAUUUCAGACAAGAUCGAUAUGGUGUUGUCUCUGGCUUACGUGAUGGUGGAUACUCAGAUGAUAUGACACUUGCCUCUCUAGCAGGUGCUCACAAGAGGCUUAUUACAUCUCCUCCUGUCGCUGUUUUCCCUCAUCCUCUUGCAAGUGAUCUAAGUUUUGGACGGUACUGGAACUACUUGAGAAAGCAAACUUUUGUGCUAGAAUCUUACAUAUCCAAUGUUAACUGGAUAAUGAACAAGGUUUUGUUUGCCGUCCACUGUUAUCUAUCAUGGGGUUUUGUUGCACCAUAUGUUAUGGCUGUCAUCCACAUCACAUCAGCUAUGAGAAUCUACAUGAAGGGCUAUCAUCAACUAGAAGAGACGACCACGGCUUCUGGUGGUAUGUCUCUUGUUAUACUGUUGGCGAUUUGCACCUUCAUCGAACUUCUUUCAAUGUGGAAUUUGACAAGACGAGAAGUGACGCUAUGCAAUCUGUUAUCCCCCGAGGCUCCCCGUCUCUCUCUUGCACCUUACAACUGGGGACUUAUAUUCAUAGCAAUGCUAGUGGACAACUUUCUUUACCCGAUCUCAGCAUUCCGUUCUCACUUUUCUCAAUCCAUAAACUGGUCUGGAAUUAGAUACCACUUGAGAAAUGGAAAGGUUUUCAAGAUUGAGAGAAGGAAUGAUAUGGUACCAGCAAAGACUGAUUUAGGAGGGAAACACUUGUAUGGUAAGAAGGGAGCUCCACAGAAAGCUUCCUUCUUAAGCUCAUUGGGAAGAAAUUUUGCUCACUGGCGACAACCGAAGAAGUUUGAUGUUUAA